Messenger RNA from Candidozyma haemuli, 2334 nucleotides. RefSeq names its product OPT family small oligopeptide transporter. Gene Ontology annotation, biological process: transmembrane transport. The record is from RefSeq and is a predicted model, not a curated record. NCBI's taxonomy places the organism in Eukaryota, Fungi, Ascomycota, Pichiomycetes, Serinales, Metschnikowiaceae. Gene Ontology annotation, molecular function: oligopeptide transmembrane transporter activity. Bases 1 to 2334 code for a protein of 777 amino acids. The transcript has a single exon.
AUGGCUAGAGAUCCAGUCUCAGACGACUCAGUGCUGUCAGAAAAUGCUCCUUCUAUAGAGAAGACCUCGCCUGAGGUUGUCCACACUGUGACCUCUUUGGAUGUGGAAAAGGUGGAAAAAGACCUUGAACACGAUGACUGGCUGUACCACUCGGGAAAUGUGGAGGAGUUGGCUAAUUCUCCGUACCCUGAAGUUCGUGCUGCUGUGAGUUUGGAUAUUGAUCUUGACGUGAAGAUCAACCACUGGAGAACAUGGACUUUGACAAUGCUUUUCGUGAUUGUGUUUGCAGGUGUCAACCAGUUUUUCUCGCUUCGUUAUCCUUCGUUGAGUAUUGGGUUCAUUGUGGCCCAGAUCGUGUCGUUUCCUAUCGGUAAGUUGUUGGCUAAGCUUCCUCACUAUAAGCCUUCGUUUCUUCCUGACUUCUUUCAGCUUAACCCUGGUCCUUACUCGAGGCAAGAACACGCUUUGCUUACCAUUGUGGUGUCGUUGACUUCUUCCACUUCGUACGCCAUGAACAUUCUUAUUGCCCAGACAAACUUCUACAACCAGGAACUUAGCGCUGGGUAUAUGAUUCUUUUGGUGUUUUCCGUCCAGCUCUUGGGUUACGGUGCCGCUGGUCUUACCAGACGUUUCAUUGUCUACCCAGCUGCUAUGAUCUGGCCACAGACUUUGGUGACAACGUCUCUUUUCAAUACUUUACAUACCAGGGAAGGCAAUGUUCUUGAUAAAAUGGUUGCCAACGGCUGGAGCAUGUCGAGAUAUAAGUUCUUUGGCAUUGCCUCUAUCUUUUCCUUUGUAUGGUACUGGUUGCCAGGAUACUUGUUCAAGGCCUUGUCUUAUUUCGACUUCAUUACCUGGAUCUGGCCCCAGAACAUUGUGGUGAACCAGGUCUUUGGUGUCCAAUCUGGUCUUGGUAUCAUUCCUAUUUCCUUUGAUUGGACCCAGGCUACCCAAGCCAUGUCUGUGUCUCCAUUGGCUACCCCAGCUUGGGUUUCUGCCAAUACCUACGCUUCCGUCUUUAUCUUCUUCCUCAUUGUCUUGCCUUGCUUGUACUACACUAACACCAUGUACGCAAAGUAUAUGCCAAUGAUGUCCACUACUACUUUUGACAACACAGGAAAGAAGUACGACGUUGCUAAGGUGCUCAACGACCGUCUUGUGUUCGACGAAGAAAGCUACCAGCAGUACUCUCCAUUGUUUGUGCCUUUCUCGUACUUGCUUUCCUACGCUCUUAACUUUGCUGCUGUGAUUGCCAUUUUCGUCCACUGUUUCUUGUACCACGGUAAGGAUAUUGCCCAGAAGUUGAGAGACCAUAGACACGGUGGUGAGGAUAUUCACAAGAGAUUAAUGAACAACUUUGAGGAAGCACCUGACUGGUGGUACUUGGUUUUGUUUGCCAUUUCUAUUGGUCUUUCUUUUGCGGCCGUGUGUGGAUUUGAAACCCAACUUCCAUGGUGGGGUCUUAUUAUUGCCAUGUUGAUUACCUUUGUCAACUUCAUUCCUCAAGGUUUGCUUGAAGGUAUCACUAACCAGCACGUUGGUCUUAAUAUCAUUACAGAGCUUGUGGCUGGUUACAUCUGGCAAGGUAAGCCUUUGGCUAACAUGAUGGUCAAGUUGUACGGUUUCAUUCCUAUGAGACAAGGUCUUGACUUUUCCAGAGAUUUGAAGAUUGCCCAGUACAUGAAGAUCCCACCAAGACUUUUGUUCUUUGUCCAGAUUAUUGGUACUUUGGUUGCAGGCUUGGUCAAUGUGGGUGUCCAAGAAUGGAUGAGAUCUAACAUUGACAACAUCUGUAACCCUAAGCAGGCUGACGGUUUCAUUUGUGCAAACGGUAGAACCAUCUUUAACGCUUCUAUCAUUUGGGGUGCUGUUGGUCCAGCUAAGUUAUUCAAUCCUGGUCAACGUUACAAUGCUUUCAUGUGGUUCUUCCUUAUUGGAUUCUUUGCUCCAAUUGUUACUUGGCUUGCCGCUAAAAGAUGGCCAAAGCACUGGGUUAGUAAAAUUAAUGCCCCAGUGUUCUUCACCGGUCCAGGUAACAUUCCUCCAUCCACCAUCUACAACUACUCCCUUUACUUCGUUAUUUCCUACGGCUGGAACCACUACAUCAGAAAAUGGUUUAAGGAGUUCCACGUCAAGUACACAUACAUUCUUUCGGCUGCCAUUGACUCUGGUGUUUCUAUUUCAGCUGUCAUUAUCUUCCUUUGUGUUUCCUACCCUGCUGGUGCACUUCUGUGGUGGGGUAACACUGUUUACAACAGCAACUUGGAUGGUAAAGCAACUCCAUUUUACACUUUGGCUCCAGGUGAGACAUUUGGACCAACAACAUGGACUUAA